Molecule: messenger RNA, 1573 nt
Organism: Aspergillus pseudonomiae
Lineage: Eukaryota; Fungi; Ascomycota; Eurotiomycetes; Eurotiales; Aspergillaceae
Exons: 2
Coding region: 160-1254 (364 amino acids)
Source: RefSeq, a predicted model, not a curated record
GCCCCUUCCAGACAAUGAAUUCGAAGUCAAUAUACAUGUCGAAGUGAAAAUCUUCGAGCGAGAAUAAAUGACGUUGCUAUUUGCGAGCGAGCCUUGGAACUAAAUGGCGGUCUCGAAUGCGAGAUCGAUCACCCACCUCCGUGGGGACGUGGAGCCCUCAUGGGCUGCGCCAACUAUCAUGCUCGCAUUCGCUUCCCCGCGAAUGCCUCUGUUUGGCUCAUCCGGGUGCCUCGAAUGAAUAGCAGUAUUCCUCAACUACUUAUCGAUUACCUUGUUCGCAGCGAAUAUGCCACCCUCAAAUUUCCCGAAACGACUACAGUGCCUGCUCCUCGUGCCUUUGAUUAUGGAAUUGCAGGUGACACAAAUAACAAAGUGGGUGUCAGCUAUAUCCUUAUGGAAGAGAUGGCUGGCAGGACUUGGAAUAUGCAAGGGCCACAUGGGAAGCGUUCCAACGAUGGCAACGACAAGGAGAGGUUGUGGAAUGGACUGGCCGAUAUUUUAAUUGAGCUGCAGCGUCAUCCAUUUUCCAAGGCCGGAUCUCUUCUCCCAGGCCCUUCGCCUUCAAAACCAAUAGUUUCAGCCGUCGCCAGCGAACGAUUUCUUGUUCUGAGCCCUUCUGGGCCUUUCGCUACUGCCAAAGAUUACUAUACGUCAUUUGUAGAGCAGAACAUGGCCCUCAUCGCUGAUGGUCAGCUUUUCCCAUCUUUUCCAGUGAAUGCUUAUUUGGUGUUUUUAUUCUUGAAAUCCCAGAUCCCGAAUCUUGCAUCCACAGCAAACCGUAAUAUUGAAACGACGGAGCAAUUUUACAUCAAGCACGUGGAUGACAAGGGAGACCACUUAAUGGUGGAUGACGAGCUGAAUAUUGUCAGGGUCAUCGAUUGGCAAAUGGCUCGAGUCGUUCCUGCCAAUGAAGCUUUUGGACCCUCAUUGGUGACCGCUGAAAUGGGCGAGAUUUACAACGGCGUAUCGUCCUUAACUGUCCAUGAUCAUGCGUUAGCUCGCUUCUUGAAAGCGAAGGGAGAAGAUGACUUAGCUGAUAUCAUGAGCAAAGACGAGAAGCUACGGAGGUUUUUCUUUGGUCUUGAUGUUGAUUUUUCUUGGAACGAGACACUCCUAUUAAUUCGAGGCAUUUGGGCUGCAUUUGGCAUGGACAAAAACACUGAUUGGAAAGUUUGGAAGACGGACAUGCUGGACCAACACAUGCAUGAUGAGCGUCUGAUGAAUAUUAUUGAUAGUUUUGGAGCAGGCCCUUGACAAAAAAACUCACAAGGAACUGCGUAUAUAGUGCAAAGCUUCACCAUCCAUUAAUGUAAGCCGAGGAUGGCUUGGCGAGGUCGGCCACGGUAUAAGCAAUACGGCUUUCUCUUUGGCCCACUUUUAUCGAGCUCCACUUUGACCUGGCCCACAACUCCCGUCGAUCAUCCUGGGAUGCCUUCGACAGUUAUUUAUCUCUACUACUGCAACUUUCCGCGUGAAGUUUACCAUAGCACAAUCUGAGGGUAUGCCUUCUCUAACUAACUAAAUGAGUCAGAAAUUCCUAACAAAGUAAAGCUUAUGGUGAAAGACCUGCAUC